ACAAACAUGCACAUACAACAGAUACAGUACAGCCACUCUGAACCACCCAAAAUCUUAGAAAUUCUCACACUUCCUAUCAGAAGAAAGCAGUAAAAUGGACUAAAUGCUAGCCGCAACUGAGUACAGUAACCACCAAAGCCGGCUGCCGGAGCCGAGCCAAAUCGAGUCAACCACACCAAGAGUUCUAACCAUUCUGUCAUCGGUGGUGGAGAAGCUGGUGGCAAGAAACGACAGGCUAGCUAAUGAGUUGAGCCAGCAGGCGGUGAAUGGGGUGAGUUGUAGCUUGGGCAGAGUUGGGAAGAGCUUGAACGCAUUUCAUGGGGUGAGGGCUCCGAGCAUAAGCAUACCAAAGUACUUGGAGAGAAUAUACAAGUACACCAACUGUAGCCCAUCGUGUUUUGUGGUUGGUUAUGUGUAUAUAGACAGGCUGUUGCAUAAACACCCUGACUCCCUUGUCAUAUCAUUGAAUGUCCACAGGCUGCUUGUUACAAGUGUUAUGGUUGCUUCUAAGAUGAUCGAUGAUAUACAUUACAACAACGCAUUCUAUGCUCGAGUUGGGGGAGUAAGCAAUGCGGAAUUGAACCGGCUUGAACUUGAACUGCUUUUCCUUCUAGAUUUUGGAGUUACUGUGAGCUCUAGAGUAUUUGAGAGCUACUGCUUGCACUUGGAAAAGGAGAUGCUGAUGAAUGGCACUGCCCUGAAGAUUGAAAGGUCCUUAAUCUCCAAUAAUGUAGACGAUGUGACUGAAAUAUCAAUCGAAAAUACUGAGAGUUGCUCUCCACCCUCAAGUAGUGGACACACCUGACUCAAAUUUUCUUCAUUUCUUUGCUGGCUUAGUGCAUACUUGUCAGAUAUAACCUCAAGUUAAAGUCAUGAUUUUGAUUUCCUUC
This is a messenger RNA of Pistacia vera, 890 nucleotides long. RefSeq names its product cyclin-U1-1. The transcript has 2 exons. Lineage: Eukaryota; Viridiplantae; Streptophyta; Magnoliopsida; Sapindales; Anacardiaceae. Gene Ontology annotation, molecular function: protein kinase binding. The record is from RefSeq and is a predicted model, not a curated record. Gene Ontology annotation, biological process: regulation of cyclin-dependent protein serine/threonine kinase activity. Bases 104 to 805 code for a protein of 233 amino acids.